Ciona intestinalis (vase tunicate) is the source of this 1459-nucleotide messenger RNA. The record is from RefSeq and is a predicted model, not a curated record. NCBI's taxonomy places the organism in Eukaryota, Metazoa, Chordata, Ascidiacea, Phlebobranchia, Cionidae.
CUUUUAUUGUUUCGCGAAUAAAAUAUGUACACAACGCAUUGUUACGUAACAAUAGAAACUCGAUUCCAGCGUCCUUCGCUCGCUGUUACAACUCACUGUGGUUUUGCUCGGGUGAAAAUGGGCUGCGGGUCUUCGAAAACCACUGUAGCACCCAGAGUAGUGGUCGUAGGGGCAGGUUAUGCAGGUCUAAAGUUGGCCAGUCUGUUGGAAAAAGAAAAUUUCUGUACAGUUACUUUAAUCGACGAAAGAGAGGUGUUGGUUCAUGAAUUAGCAGCGCUGAGGGUCUGUGUUGAACCAGAGAGCUUGCCCAUACUUUUUGUUCCAAUUGCUGACGUCACCAGAAAUUUCAUCCAAGGAAAAGUGACGUCACUGAAUCGCACGAAAAAUCAAAUCAUUCUAGAAAAUGGAAACAAAAUCAAAUUUGACUACCUAAUUCUCGCUAUGGGUACGACGGGUACUUUCCCGGGGAAACUCCCUGCCGUCUCAGCGGCACAAGGAACCAAAAUGUACCAGGACAUCUGCUUUGCUAUUCGAAAGUCUCACCGAGUCAUGAUCAUCCACGGUGGUUGGAUUGGUGUAACGUUGGCUGGGGAGAUUAAAACAGAUUAUCCGGACAAGCAGGUAAUUAUCGUCCACCAAGAAGCAAACCUUGUAUCAGACAAACUACCAGCUGAGGUUCAGAAAGAUUUGCAACGGAUUUUGUACAAGAAAGAUAUUGAAGUGUAUACGAACACUUCGAUCAUUGGGGUGGAUGACAUAAACUUAAAUCAGCAUGAAAAGAAUCAAAAAGUGAAAACAGAUUCUGGGAAAGAAUUUGAGGUUGAUUUGAUCGUUCGUUGUACUGAAGAGAGAAAUUCAAGCUCUUUUAAAACUAUUCUCAGCGAAUCUAUGAACCUCAAUGGAUCUUUAAAAGUUGACCCUAGUUUGAAAGUUGUUGGUUGUGACAACAUAUAUGCGAUUGGCGACGUCAAUGACGUUGGUGAACAAACUAUAGAUGGUCGUUUCAAUCAAGCAGCUUACAUGGUUGAGCAUUUGAAGGCAGUACUGUCAAGUUCGGAUGUAGUCGCUUACAAACAAGAUCCCUUUUCAAUGCUGGUUCCCAUUGGUCGAUAUAGUGGGUGUGGCGUUCACCAUGGUAACCAGGUUGAUGAGGACGGAGUAAUGGAGUUACUCAGCACAAAUUUGAUGACUAAGCAAAUCUGGGAGGGUCUUGGGCUCGUAUGUCCCUUGCCGAGUUUUACUUAAAGUCCGCUGUCGAACAACCGCUUUUUAUUUUCCUGCUUCAUUUCUGAAUAUUUUGUUGAAUCCUUUUGUUAUCCGAUGAUAAUGUAGAAAUGUAUAGAGUUUUUUGUUUAUACACCUCACUAGUGAAUGUGGGUAAAAAUGAGCUUCCAUUAGUAUGCAGUCUCCCAGAAGGUAAUCUUUGCCUGUUCCACGAUGUAUUACAUUCUACACGAUA